GACUCACGACAUCACCCUGACCCCCAUGACGACCGGUUACAACAUGUCGACGCUGGAGUGCUGCCCUGUGUCGGCCAAGGACGGAUCCUUCACCUCCGCACCUACGCCACCCAGCCUGCUUCCCAUCAUGGUACCGCGCAACGACUCUUGGUACUCGCGCUACGGAGAGAUAUGUCUCAGUUUCUCCCGCUCGAGCUUAACCCCCGUCGAGUUACUCAAACUGGGCGUGAGAGAACAGAUGAAUGAAUUAACGUCGUACAUUGACACGUCCAACAUCUACGGAUCUACGGAGGAGAAAGCUGCCAGACUGAGGCUGUUCCGCGGAGGUCUGAUGCGUUGGAGGAACCACCCAGAAGGAUCCAGACUGAAACCUCUGCUUCCUUUCGCCUCGGGAAUCGAUGCCUGCAUACCCGAGAACCACCGAUUCAUCAAGUGUUUCGAAGCAGGCGACGAACGCGUCAACGAGCAGAUGGCCCUCGCGUCGAUGCACACCAUCUGGAUGCGAGAACACAACCGUAUGGCGUCUGCUCUCGGAAAGCUGAACCCGCACUGGGACGACGAGACGAUUUAUCAGGAGUCGCGUCGCGUCAUCGUCGCAAUGAACCAGUACAUCACCUACAACGAGUUCCUGCCCGUCGUCCUCGGCAAGCGCUACAUGGACGAGAACGGACUGAGUCUCGUCGACAACGGCUACGGGUACGGCUACGACGAGAACGUCGAUCCGUCGUCGACGAAUGUCUUCGCGACGGCCGCCUUCCGCUUCGGACACACGCUGCUGCCGAAUCAGGUGGCGCGGCCCGGAGCCUCCCACUACAAUCCGCGCGACGACAUCGACCUGUCCGACCUGUUCUUCCGUCCGUUCGUGCUCUACAGCGGCAAGCAUCCGCGCGGCGUCGAUGCACUGAUGAGAGGCAUCGCGUCGGCACCGGCCGAGACGUUCGACAGACACAUCGCGCGAGAACGAGCGCCGACAGGAAAGAGGAAAGAUUGA
Priapulus caudatus is the source of this 991-nucleotide messenger RNA. RefSeq names its product chorion peroxidase-like. Gene Ontology annotation, molecular function: heme binding; peroxidase activity. The transcript has 7 exons. Gene Ontology annotation, biological process: response to oxidative stress. Bases 26 to 991 code for a protein of 321 amino acids. The record is from RefSeq and is a predicted model, not a curated record. Lineage: Eukaryota; Metazoa; Priapulida; Priapulimorpha; Priapulimorphida; Priapulidae.